This is a messenger RNA of Mycena indigotica, 2880 nucleotides long. RefSeq names its product Coatomer protein. Gene Ontology annotation, molecular function: structural molecule activity. Gene Ontology annotation, biological process: endoplasmic reticulum to Golgi vesicle-mediated transport; intracellular protein transport; intra-Golgi vesicle-mediated transport. NCBI's taxonomy places the organism in Eukaryota, Fungi, Basidiomycota, Agaricomycetes, Agaricales, Mycenaceae. Gene Ontology annotation, cellular component: COPI vesicle coat; cytoplasm. Bases 1 to 2880 code for a protein of 959 amino acids. The transcript has 16 exons. The record is from RefSeq and is a predicted model, not a curated record.
AUGGCUUCGCCUGAGGCUGCUUGCUACACCGUCGUCCAAGACUCGACUGUCGAGUAUCCCUCCGCGUCCGAGUUGCGCCAGGCCUUGGAGAAGGGCUCUGACGACGUCAAGAUUGAAACGUUACGCAAAAUCAUCACCUCCACGAUAAACGGAAAUGCCCAACCCACCCUCAUGAUGCCCAUUAUUCAAUACGUGCUACCUUCACGAAACAAGCAACUCAAGAAGCUAUUGCAUUUUUACUGGGAGGUGUGCCCGAAGUACGACGACAAUGGGAAGCUCAAACAGGAGAUGAUUCUCGUGGUAAAUGCCAUCCGAAAUGACCUGCAACAUCCUAACGAGUGGAUACGCGGUGCUACUCUCCGAUUUCUCCAAAAGAUUGCCAAAGACGCCGAACUGCUUGAACCUCUCGUCCCAACUUGCCGCUCUUGCCUCGAGCAUCGCCAUGGCUAUGUCCGCAAGAAUGCUGUCUUUGCCGUCUAUGCUAUCUAUCGCGAAUUCGAGCAUCUAAUCCCUGACGCGCCAGAACUCAUGUCCACUUUUUUGGCUGCCGAGUCAGAUGCGUCGUGCAAACGGAAUGCCUUCGUUUUCCUUGCCCACUGCUCCAUGCCAAAAGCUGUGCAGUACAUUAUGAGCAUCUACGAGACAAUACCCUCUUUAGAAGAGGCUUUGCAGAUGAGCAUUAUAGAAGUUAUCCGAUUAGACUGCAAAGCGGACCCGUCACAUCGGCCUCGUUACAUUCGUUGCAUAUUCGAAUUGCUCAAUGUCAACUCCAAUGCUGUCAAAUACGAAGCUGCCACGACGUUGACCACGCUGACCCAAAACGCCACCGCCGUUAAAGCUGCUGCCUCUUGUCUCAUCAAUCUCGUCAUUAGAGAAUCCGAUAAUAAUGUCAAAAUAAUCGUCUUGGAUCGACUUGAAACUCUGCGGACGCGACAGGGUCAUAUUAUCGACGGCCUCAUCAUGGAUGUGCUUCAAAUUCUUUCCAGUGCCGACAUUGAUGUUCGUCGCAAGGCCAUGAGCAUUAUUCUGAGUAUGACCACAAGUCGGAAUGUGGAGGAUGUUGUACUGUUCCUCAAGAAGCAGCUACAGAAGACCCAAGAGUCCGAGUUCGAGAAGGCACCAGAAUACAGACAAUUGCUGAUCCAGUCGAUCCACAUUACUGCUAUCAAGUUUUCCGAAGUUGCGGCCAAUGUUGUUCAUGCGCUUAUGGACUUCCUUGGCGACUCCAAUAAUCCUUCUGCGCUGGAUGUUGUCGCCUUUGUUCGGGAGGUGGUCGAGAAGUUCCCCCACUUGCGAUCCGCUGUCACCACAAGGCUCACCGACAAAUUGCAUGACAUCAAGUCCGGGAAAGUCUUUCGUGGAGUCUUGUGGAUUCUGGGAGAGUACAUCGAAACGGUUCCCGAUAUUCAAUCCUUCAUGCAAGAAACGCGCAAAGUUUUGGGAGAGAUUCCGAUUUUGGCAUCGGAACAGAAACUGCUAGACGAUGCUGGUGCUGGCGAGGAGGAGGAAGAGGCCAGCAGUCCAAAAGUGGAAACAAGUAGCAAGCCAAAGGUCCUUGCAGAUGGAACAUAUGCAUCGGAGACCGCGUACUCAGUGACCAAGCUUGAAGCUGUCCGUGCUGCUCCUGUCAACCAUGCGGGUAUCUAUUUACGUGGCACAGCACUACUGCUGGGCGGCGACUUCUUCACUGGUGCUGUUUUAUCUGCGGCUCUCACCAAGCUUGUUCUACGAUUUGACCAGCACGCAAACGAUCAGUCGGCCAGCAAUGCCCUCCGCGCCGAGUGCAUGCUGAUCAUGACCUCCAUCAUCCGCGUUGGGCAAUCCAAAUUCGUCACUGUUCACAUCGACGAAGAUUCGAGCGAGAGGAUUAUGAACUGCAUCAAAACUCUUAGCGAGCUAGAGGCCGAGCCUGCUGUUCAAGAAAUAUUCUUGCAGGACACCAAGACUGCGUUUUCGCGGAUGCUUGGUGCUCAAGAGAAACGAGCUGCAGAGAAGAAGGAGUCUGAGUCGUCCAAGGCUACUGUGGUGCAGGUAGACGACCUGUUGAGCUUCCGACAGUUCACCAAGAAAGCUGUGGAUGAGGCGAUUGAUGUAAGUGUUGAUUGUGUUCUCGAUGUGGGACGGGCAACCGCUGGCGAGGCUCACGAAGAUUUCAUGUCCAACCUCAGUCGGAUAUCUCAACUCACUGGUUUCUCUGACCCGAUAUAUGCAGAGGCCUACGUCAAAAUGCAUGGCUUUGACAUCAUGCUUGAUGUUCUGCUAGUCAACCAAACCCCGAACACGAUGCAGAAUCUCUGUCUCGAUUUUGCUACCUUGGGUGAUCUCAAGAUUGUGGAAAGGCCGUCGGUGUACACGCUAGGGCCACACGGUUUCCAAAGCAUCAAAGCGACGAUCAAGGUCUCGUCAACGGAGACGGGUGUCAUUUUUGGGUCGAUUCUCUGGGAGGGCGCCAACAUGUCGGAGGCCUGUGUGAUCCUGAACGACAUUCAUAUCGACAUCAUGGACUACAUCAAGCCCGCGUACUGCAACGAAGCACAGUUCCGGAGCAUGUGGACUGAGUUCGAGUGGGAGAACCGCGUCAACGUCGACAACCCGAUGUCAGAUCCGCGAGAAUACCUCAAACACGUUAUGAAAGCAACCAACAUGUCGUGUUUGACGCCGGAAGGUGCUACCUCUGGCGACUGUGACUUUUUGUCUGCAAACAUGUACGCGCGGAGUCUGUUUGGGGAAGAUGCAUUGGCGAAUUUGAGCAUCGAGCGGACACCCGCAGGUACAAUUACGGGUCACGUGCGGAUUCGGAGCAAGACGCAAGGUAUAGCGCUUUCGCUGGGCGAUAAGAUAACGAUGGCACAAAAGAACAACUCCCCGUUGUCAGUAUGA